This is a messenger RNA of Drosophila persimilis, 2759 nucleotides long. Its product is annotated as protein argonaute-3. The coding region runs from base 93 to 2708 and encodes 871 amino acids. The record is from RefSeq and is a predicted model, not a curated record. Gene Ontology annotation, molecular function: protein binding; piRNA binding. The transcript has 8 exons. Gene Ontology annotation, biological process: regulatory ncRNA-mediated gene silencing. Gene Ontology annotation, cellular component: P granule. Lineage: Eukaryota; Metazoa; Arthropoda; Insecta; Diptera; Drosophilidae.
GCUGACGCAGUCCUAUUCGGCUGUCGGAACUUUGGCAAGAAAUAUACAUACAUAUGUUUCUUGUAACACGCACAUAACAGAACAUCAGGAAUAUGUCAGGUCGAGGAAAUUUGCUUAAGUUAUUUAACAAAAAGACUCGCUCUUCGGAAAUUUCUUCCUCUAGUGAAUAUUAUGAAAACGACUGCGGAUUUGACAUUCAUCACUCUACUUCAAGUGGAGAAUUUCAUCGGCUUCCUAAAGAUAACAUUGGAAGUGAUUUAUUAAAGACCAUUAAAAACAUGGACACAUCCGUCGGUCGUGGACGAGCACAGUUCGUGCAGACUUUUAAAAGUAAUGAAACCAACUUGGGAAAAAGAAAAGAUGACACUAGCUCUAUCCAAUCGAAAGAUACUAUUAAUAACGAAUCAACUUCUAGCUUAGAAAAUAGUAAAGUGCACAACGAUGAGUUUUUUCCGAACGUAGUUCAUGGAUCAAAAGGUUCUUCUGUUAUAUUAUCAUGUAACUACAUUGAACUAAAAACUGACGAAAAUAAAGGAGUUUAUCAAUACGAAGUUCGAUUUUUCCCCGCUGUGGAUUCGGUUCAUUUAAGAAUUAAAUAUUUAAAUGAACAUAUGGAUAAGAUCGGUGGAACCAAAACUUUUGAUGGUGCAAGCUUGUAUUUACCCAUUUUGUUAGAAAAUCAAAUGACUGUUUUUGUUUCUAAGUCCAUGGAUACGGAGGUAGAGAUACGGAUUUUAUUUAAAAAAAAGGAGCCUUUCAAGAAUUGCUUGCAUUUGUACAACAUUUUAUUUGAUCGAAUCAUGAAAACAUUAAAUUAUGUUAGAUUCGAUCGAAAGCAGUUCGAUCCUUCACGUCCAAAAAUUAUCCCGCAAGCUAAGUUAGAAGUUUGGCCGGGAUAUGUAACAGCUGUUGAUGAAUUGGAGGGAGGAUUAAUGCUCUGCUGUGACGUAUCUCAUCGAAUUCUUUGUCAGAGAACCGUUUUGGAUAUGUUAAUUGAUAUAUACACAAAAAAUAUAAACAGUUACCAAGAUCUUGUUAAAAAAACAUUAAUUGGAAAUAUUGUUAUAACAAGAUAUAAUAAUCGCACCUAUAAAAUAAGCGAAGUUUGUUUCAAUGAAAGUCCCCAAUCUAUAUUUCACACAAAAACUGGACCUACAAGUUAUGUACAAUAUUAUACAAAAUAUCAUAAUAUAAACAUUAAAGAUAUUAAUCAACCAUUACUUUUGAGCAUAAAAAAGGCUCGAGGAACCCCAGAGGAUACAGAAAAUAUCGAAUUUCGUUUAGUUCCUGAACUCUGUUAUCUCACAGGACUUCGUGAUGAGAUUCGUUCCAAUAAUAAACUUAUGCGUGAAAUCGCUACGUAUACAAGAGUUACUCCAAAUCAAAGGAAACUAGCACUCGAUAAGUUCUACGAUAAUGUUUCCAAUACUCCAGCGGCACGAGAAAUCCUUGACCGUUGGGGACUCACGCUUUUUAGAAAUUUAAACAAUCUGAAAGGUCGCCAGUUGGAUUCGGAACAAAUUUACUUUGGCAAAAAAGUUGUUACAGCGGGACAAAAUGCGGAGUUUUCCAAAGAUGCUGUUAAAAAUGAAAUGUUGGAAGCCAUUCACCUAAACAAUUGGAUAAUAAUACAUUUUAAAACUGAUCUACGAGCCGCUAUAUCAUUACUGGAUAAUAUGAAACAGUGUUGUCGACCGCUCGGAAUGAAUAUUUCUAAACCAAAGAUCAUUUCUUUAGAUCAUGAUCGUAUUAAUGAGUUUAUCGACGCUUUACGUCGGAAUAUCGUAAUGGAAACGCAAAUAAUUGUCUGUAUAUGCCCAAAUAGUAGAGAUGACAGAUAUUCUGCUAUAAAAAAAAUUUGCUGCUUAGAGUUACCUGUACCAUCACAGGUUAUAAAUGCAAAGACUUUAUGUAAUGAAACAAAAAAUCGAUCAGUUGUUCAAAAAAUACUGUUACAAAUGAACUGUAAGAUGGGAGGUUCUUUAUGGACGGUAAAAAUUCCGUUUAAAAGCGUGAUGAUUUGUGGUAUUGACUCGUAUCACGACCCUUCUAAUAGGGGAAAUUCUGUUGCUGCUUUUGUAGCGUCUCUUAAUGCUUCAUAUACACAAUGGUAUAGCAAGGCUGUGAUACAAACAAAGAGUGAGGAAAUUGUUAAUGGAUUAACUUCAUCGUUUGAAGCAGCGCUUAAUAGUUACAAAAAACGAAAUGGCUGUCUACCAGAAAGUGUAAUUAUUUACAGAGAUGGCGUUGGAGAUGGUCAACUAAGUACGUGCUCUAGGUACGAAAUUCCGCAAUUUGCCUCUAUUUGCGAUAAUCGUAUAAAAUUGACAUUUAUCGUAGUUCAAAAACGCGUUAAUACUCGGAUUUUUUCGGGAAGUGCAAAUCAAUUGGACAAUCCAUUGCCUGGAACCUUGGUUGAUGAACACAUAACUAGAGCGCAUAUGUACGAUUUCUUCUUAGUUUCUCAAUUGGUGCGACAAGGUACAGUCAGUCCAACUCACUUCAUCGUAUUACAAGAUGAUGCUAAAUAUGGACCGGAUAUAAUUCAAAAAUUAAGCUAUAAACUUUGUUUCCUAUAUUAUAAUUGGUCCGGAACUAUUCGAAUUCCGGCUUGUUGCAUGUAUGCUCAUAAGUUGGCGUACCUAAUUGGACAAAGUAUUCAGCGUAAUGUUGCAGAUUCCUUAUCGAAGAAACUGUUUUAUUUAUAAACGUUAAAAAAAAUUGUUUAAAUUAUGUCAUGUGGCUGACAUUUCGUACAA